Messenger RNA from Acanthopagrus latus (yellowfin seabream), 5951 nucleotides. RefSeq names its product lipin 2 (gene lpin2). Gene Ontology annotation, biological process: positive regulation of transcription by RNA polymerase II; fatty acid catabolic process; triglyceride biosynthetic process. The record is from RefSeq and is a predicted model, not a curated record. Gene Ontology annotation, cellular component: endoplasmic reticulum membrane; nucleus; cytosol. Bases 490 to 3246 code for a protein of 918 amino acids. Lineage: Eukaryota; Metazoa; Chordata; Actinopteri; Spariformes; Sparidae. The transcript has 20 exons. Gene Ontology annotation, molecular function: phosphatidate phosphatase activity; transcription coactivator activity.
GUUGCACCUGAUUUCUUCCUGAUUUCAUUGAAGGUGCUAUUUCUGUCCCACGUCUCCAAAGUGGGGUCCUGGGCCCACAAAGGGGCAUGCAGGGGGAGCCAGCCAACAGUCCCAUUACCUCUCACACACAAACAGAAUGCAGUGCUUUAUGUAAUGUGUGUCAAUAAACAUCCUCUAAAAAUGAGCUGCUCGGGGCAAAGUCUUACUUAACCGUGUAGUAUGCCGCUGACAUAAAUGAACCGCGGAUCAAAGUGUCACAGCAGCUGUGUGAGCGCGCCGCCACUGCGCGGCUCUCUGACCCAUCAGCUCCCCCAGCAGCAGCAGCCCUCCGUCUGCCUCCAGCCGCACCAGUCAGCCACGGUGGUCCAGGCACGGACACGUCAGGAGGCUUUUGAAGAGCUUCACGGGCAGAGAUAUGGGGGCUCACUGAAGACACCGUAGCGUCCUUCACCGGCAGCAUCCCGCGGAAGUCACCGAAAGGCGGACACCAUGAACUACGUGGGCCAGCUGGCAGGUCAGGUGCUGGUAACCGUCAAAGAACUCUAUAAGGGCAUAAAUCAGGCCACGCUAUCGGGCUGCAUCGAUGUUGUGGUUGUCCGCCAGAGAGACGGCACCUACCAGUGCUCACCAUUCCAUGUGCGAUUCGGCAAGUUGGGUGUGCUGCGCUCCAAAGAGAAAGUGAUCGACAUUGAAGUGAAUGGAGAGCCAGUGGAACUGCACAUGAAGCUUGGUGACAAUGGAGAGGCCUUUUUUGUCCAGGAAUCUGAGCAACUGAACAUUGUCCCCGCCCACCUGGCCACCUCCCCAAUCCCCACCGAGAGUCACCUAUUCUGGAUGUCAGAGGUUGAGCACAGGGCGGCAAAAGAUCUGGAGGAUGACCCUGUUGACCCAGAGGACACACCUGAGCCCCCAGCUCCAAGCACCACAGCCACAAAAAAGAAGAAGAGACGGAGGAAGAAGCACAAAGGAGACCCCCGAAGAGAGGAGCUGACCCCCCCGAUGUCAGUCACAACUGGUAAUGCUAUUGCUGCUAACGCACCUGCUGCUACGACUGCUGCUAUGUCCGGCAAUGGGCAAAAUGAGGAGAUCUUUGAGAUGGACCUGAGCUCUGAUGAGGAAGCUGCAGUGCGUGUCUCAAGGUCACCAUCAGUGACCACAAUGCGGGACAUUGACCCCAAAUUACCUGCAGCCAGACACAACCUCGAUGGUUAUCCACUGUCUGAUGGGGAUUGGCCAGCAGAUGACAGUCAUGGCUUGUCCCAGGCCUUCUCUCCUAAGAGUGACUCUGAAUUGAUGGUCAGGCCCUCAGAGAGUAUGCUCAGAGCUGAGUCCCACAUGCAGUGGACCUGGGGAGAGUUUCCUGAAACAACCAGGGUCCCCAAAAAAGAGAAACCAGAACUACUAAAAACGGUGACCAUCACGCCAUCAGAGACCACCCACUUCCGUGUCAUCCUCAGCUCUGAGGCCAUGGAAAACGAGACAGAUAUUGAAAAGGAAGAUGCUGCCCCCACUUCCUCAGUGUGUACCAUCGUCAAGCCCAAGCCACGCACCCCUGUCACCACUGUUACACCCGUGAAUCCUCUUGCAUCUGUCAGCACCGUAACCUCUCUGAGUCCUAUAACCCCGUCAGAGCCCCUGGAUGUUCUGCCAUCCAGCGUUGCAACGUCCACCCCUUCUAACAGCCAACAGAGUGAUUCACCCUCAAAGAAGAAAGAAGGUGUCCCAAAGAGGAGCCAUCAUCAGGGUCCUGAGGAUAUCUACCUAGAUGACCUGAAUGUACUUGAACCUGAUGUCGCUGCACGAUAUUUUCCUAAGAGUGAGUCUGAGGCAGCGACGAAGCACUGGAUGGACUCCGAGAUGCAUUCUGGAUCACAGUCGCCACAGUCUGUGGGCAGUGCAGCAGCUGACAGCGGGACAGAGUGUCUGUCUGAUUCAGCGAGUGACCUCCCUGACGUCACUCUGUCUCUGUGUGGAGGCCUCACAGAAAAUGCUGAAAUAUCCAAAGAAAGGUUCAUGGAGCAUAUCAUCACCUAUCAUGAAUUUGCUGAAAGCCCAGCAAUUAUAGAUAACCCGAACCUGGUAGUGAAGAUAGGAAAUAGGUAUUAUAAUUGGACACUAGCUGCACCUUUGAUUCUGAGUCUACAAGCAUUUCAGAAGAAUUUACCAAAGGCUACAGAGGAGGCCUGGGUGAAGGAGAAAAUGCCAAAGAAGUCAGGCCGCUGGUGGUUCUGGCGAAAGAGGGCAGAUAGUACAAUCAAGCAGUCGGAGACCAAGCUUGAAACUAAGGAGGACUCUCAUCUGGAGGAGGAAGAACCCUCCAUAUCUCAGGAGAAACUGCCCUUACCUCCGAAACAAGGAGACUCAUCCAGUGAUGAAGAGUCCAAGGAGGUGAGCGCUGUAUCCUGUCAGGAGAGACUUCAGCCAGUUGAUAGUCAGCACCACCCCAGCCCACACACUUACAGGAAGUCACUACGCCUCUCUUCUGAUCAGAUAGCCAGUCUGAAACUGAAGGAGGGACCUAAUGAUGUGACGUUUAGCAUCACCACCCAAUACCAGGGCACAUGCCGCUGCGAAGGCACCAUCUACCUAUGGAACUGGGAUGACAAAGUCAUCAUCUCUGACAUUGAUGGCACCAUCACGAAGUCAGAUGUGUUUGGACAAAUUCUGCCACAGUUGGGGAAGGACUGGACCCACCAGGGCAUUGCCAAGCUCUACCACUCAGUAGCUGAGAACGGGUAUAAGUUCUUGUACUGCUCAGCGCGGGCUAUCGGCAUGGCAGACAUGACAAGAGGUUACCUGCAAUGGGUCAAUGAUGGAGGCACUAUUCUACCCCGGGGACCUCUCAUGCUGUCUCCCAGCAGCCUUUUCUCUGCUUUCCACAGGGAGGUCAUUGAAAAGAAACCAGAGAUCUUCAAGAUUGAAUGCCUUACAGAUAUCAAGAACCUGUUCCAGCAUAACAAGCAGCCAUUCUACGCCGCCUUUGGGAAUAGAACUAAUGAUGUGUUUGCCUAUAAAGAAGUGGGAGUUCCGGUGUGUAGGAUCUUCACAGUCAAUCCCAAAGGAGAGCUGAUUCAGGAACAGACCAAGGGAAACAAGUCCUCUUACAGCAGGCUCAGUGAGCUGGUAGAGCAUGUGUUCCCUCUGUUGAGUAAAGAGCAGAACGAGGCCUUUGUCAUGCCAGAGUACAGCUCCUUCUGUUACUGGAGGCAGCCCAUACCAGUCAUCAACCCUGAUGAACUGCUCUGAUCCUGUUUAUAUGGAUACUCAGGUAUUCAUAGACAUGCAAUUGGACUGUGCGCUUGACCGCAUCUCCAGGAAACACAUGAACUGAACCCCAAACUUUCCAGCAUUUUCUCACACCUACACACACACACAACUCAGAAACAGGGUUAUUACCAUAAGCAGAAAUAAAUCUUGUAAUCUGUAAUUAGCUAUUAGUGAUGAGUAAAAGCAUCUCCAGAACAGAAAAUCCUGGUUACUAAUCCAUGAAAAUGUUCAUCCCUGAGAGACAAGAGACUAAUCACGACUAAAUUAUCAUCUUUUCUCACUUUUUAGUCCUAAUCACUGUAAAGGAUAAAGAUCUGAGACCCACCCUUUCUCUCCAGCAAACAGGAUGAUCUGCAUUUGCCAUCAGGGAACCAAGUGAAGCCCCCCAUGAAGCAUUAGCCCUCAGCAGUCUGAGCUGUGCAGAAGGAAAAGACAUUGUUUUCUUGAGUUUUUCACAUUAUCUGAAGGCCCUGAAGAAGCAAGACGAAAUGUUUAAACUGAAAAAGAGAUGGGCAGUUAAAACUGGCCACUAGUCACGUGUUGGAAGUAGAAAUGUUUGCCUACAGGCAUGUAUCCAGGCUUUAUUUGGAGGCUUUAUUCUGUUCUAAAAACAUUGUACAAUAAGUAAAACAGUGAUAAUGGCUGGCAAAUGACUACUAGACCACCUACGAACCAUACACAGUAGUUAGUUUCCAGAGAGCUACAGUAGGUUGUUUUGUUCUCAGUUCUUAACUGACUGUAUUCAUUCGUCGAUCUUUUCCCUGCAGAGCUUGCAUUGUUCUUACCGAAUGAGUCAUGUUUGGUAUUGUGAAUUUUCAAGGUCAUAACAGGGACAUACUUUUGCCAACAAGUAUGAAAAGAUACAGUGACUUAAAAAACAAAAUGAAGCAGCUUCAUGGUAUAUUGUCUCGCUGUUAUUUUGAAAUGUGUUCUGUUCUUAAAGCUCUGGCGAAUCAAGUGUGUUUUGUUCUUGACGCAGUCAUUAUUUAUGGUAAUUAAUAUGUUUAAGUUAUUGAUUUUUAUCGUGAUGCCUUUGCUUGUCUAAAAAAGUAAUGCAAUGUGGAAAGUUUUCAUUUUGUGUUAUUGGUCACAGGUUAACAGUAACUGCUCGGCCCUGUACGAUCUUUCUUUCGGCCGUGUACCCCAUUUUCUCAAUGAACGCUUGUCUUUGUUUUACAGUGAAACUUUCAACGUGUAAGAUACAUGCACAUUCCUGCACAGACCUCACAAUCCGCAGCUUUAGUAUUAAAAUAUGUGUGUAAAUGUAAAAGAUAACGCUUGAGUUGAAACAGUGGAAAUAAGCAGAUCUUGGAUAGAGCUUAAAGAUGAAGGAUUUCAGUUUGCGGGUUCCUCUGAAGGAUCACUAUGGGAUGAUGUAAGUGUGUGUGCAUGCGUGUGCAUACCUAAUCACUGAGUGCUGCUGCUGUUGGGGGUAACGAGAUGGUUCCCCCCUUGUGCUUAUAUUCCCUCAGUGGCUUUAGAGACUUAUCCAACGCACUUUGUCCAAGCUGCACCCAGAGACACAACUCAGAACAACUCUCACCUACAAGCACUUCACUGAAGGUCUCCGUAGACAAAAGACCCGAGUAUGCAAUUGAUGGGGUAUGAGAAGUUCUAGUUUUACCUCUUUGUUCUGUGAGUGACCUUCUGACACCACAGACAAAUCAGCUUGUCUGAAACCUGUCAAUAUGAGCGAUGAUUGGAAGGGAGGGGGGUUUUAUGUUUGUAGGCUGCAUGACAAAAUGUAGGGAUUUAAAGAAAAUAAUGUUUAUUUUGGGUGCUGAGUAGAGCUACCCCUUAGUGUGUGUGUGUGUGUGUGUGUGUGACUGAGCAAGAAAAGACUGAUCCUGUGCCUCUGGUGACCAGAGGAAGAGCCAUUGGGUCUUGUUUGGAGAUAAACAGGAAAUACUUGACUGUGUACGAGAAGCUUUUUGAAGCGCUUAACUGGCAUUAUGUGUGAUCGCGUUUCUUGUGGGCAGAUGUGGCACUCCACUGAAAUGGAUCACAAGUGCAACAGUAAAAAAAAAAAAAAUCUGAAACAAGUCAGACAACACAUUGAAAAAAAGCACAAUUUCCGAUGUGGCUAUAUCCUCAUUUGUCACUGUUAGCCGACAUUAUUUUGCCGAAGUGUUGCCACGUUCACUCUGUAGCUCAGAUGUUUUUGUGAUGAUUAAGAUGCGUGUUCCACUUUGAUUUGUUUGCUCGUUCUCUAGUUUGGUGAAGUCAAAUAGAUAUAUCGUAUGAUUAACAAAAUCCAUUUCUUUCUAUGAAAGUAAAGCAUCUUGUGUGGAAGAAUCACACUUCAUCCUCUAUGAUCUUGGGAUACGUGGUAUAUAAUAUUGUUUGUUCUCGCUCGACUGCUGUGGAAAAUGAUCGAGUAUAUAUGCUGAUCAUCACAUUCUUCUGUCUUUGAUGCCUUUUUGUUUUAUUUCUUAUAGUGUAUGAUCGUCUGUGGGACUAUGUUUGUCUCAUUCUGUUUGGAGGUAAUGCUUGCUAUUUGAUUGUGUCUGACCAACAGAAAUACCUUAAGUGUAUGCUGUGUUUGAUUUGUAUAGAAAUGUGGUUUAAAGUAUGUUUAAAGAACAAUAUACAUUGUAAGAAGACAAAAAAAGCAGGCCUAAUGAAGCUAACAAAGUGUGGCUUGUGGUCAUAUUUGUAUUAAAUAAAGUUUCUAACUGAAUACA